GUAACCUCAGCUAUGGAGAAUGCAGAUAACACAGAGGAGGAGAAGCCGACUGUAAGCAAUGACAGCACAGACAAUGGCGCUGAAACAGCAACAGAAGAACAGCAGAUGGACUUCAGUACAGAAAUUAUGAGUGUAACUGAGAUGGAACAAUCACCUGAUAGUUCCCCUGACUUGAAUGAAGAGAACACACAGGAGAGUGAAAUUCCAAAUAUUGAGAGUUUACAGACAACAGAUAUUGAGGCUUGCUUCCCUCCAGAUUUUGACAAGUUCUGGAAAGUAGUAGAGGACAAUCCCCAGGAUUUCACAGGAUGGGUAUAUCUACUACAGUAUGUAGAGCAGGAGAACCACUUACCAGCUGCCAGGAAAGCAUUUGACAGGUUUUUCACGCAUUAUCCAUAUUGCUAUGGAUAUUGGAAAAAGUACGCAGACCUUGAAAAGCGACACGACAACGUUAAACAGUCUGAUGAGGUUUAUCGCAGAGGGCUUCAGGCAAUUCCUCUUAGUGUUGAUCUUUGGAUACAUUAUAUAAACUUCUUAAAGGAGACCUUGGACCCUGCCGAUCCCGAAACUAACAGUACUAUUCGGGGAGCCUACGAACAUGCAGUCUUAGCUGCUGGGACAGAUUUCCGUUCUGACAGACUAUGGGAAAUGUAUAUAAACUGGGAAAACGAACAGGGAAACCUGAGGGAAGUUACGUCCAUAUAUGACCGCAUCCUUGGAAUUCCAACGCAACUCUACAGUCAUCAUUUCCAGAGGUUUAAAGAGCAUAUACAGAACAACUUGCCUCGAGACUUUCUGACUACUGAGCAGUUCGUUCAGCUGCGCAGAGAGCUAGCGUCUGUGAACGGCCACAGCGGGGAGGAUGCGCAACCUGGAGACGACCUGCCCUCUGGUACUGAAGAUAUAACUGACCCUGCCAAGCUAAUCACCGAGAUAGAAAACAUGAGGCACAGAAUCAUUGAGAUUCAUCAAGAAAUGUUUAACCACAAUGAACACGAAGUCAGUAAGAGGUGGACGUUUGAAGAAGCGAUAAAGAGGCCUUACUUUCAUGUAAAACCUCUGGAGAAAAUUCAGCUGAAAAACUGGAAAGAGUACUUAGAAUUUGAGAUAGAAAAUGGCACUCAUGAACGAGUUGUGGUCCUCUUUGAAAGAUGUGUUAUUUCAUGUGCCCUCUAUGAGGACUUCUGGAUCAAGUAUGCCAAAUACAUGGAGAAUCAUAGUAUUGAAGGAGUGAGGCAUGUCUACAGCAGGGCUUGCACGAUACAUCUCCCUAAGAAACCGAUGGUUCACAUGCUGUGGGCUGCCUUUGAGGAGCAGCAGGGCAACAUCGAUGAAGCAAGAAGAAUCUUGAAAACAUUUGAAGAGUGUAUUCUAGGGCUAGCAAUGAUUCGCUUACGGAGAGUAAGCUUAGAACGCAGACACGGAAACAUGGAGGAAGCUGAGCACCUGCUUGAAGAUGCUGUUAGGAAUGCCAAAUCAAUUAGCGAAUCGUCGUUUUAUGCCAUCAAAUUAGCUCGACACCUCUUCAAAGUGCAGAAAAAUCUUCCAAAGGCAAGAAAAGUGCUGUCAGAAGCCAUAGAAAUUGACAAAGAAAAUACGAAACUGUAUCUCAACUUACUUGAAAUGGAGUACAGUGGCGAUCUCAAGCAAAAUGAAGAAAACAUCUUGAGCUGUUUUGAUAAAGCUGUCAAUGGCGCACUGGCUAUAAAAAUGAGGAUUACGUUUUCGCAGCGAAAAGUGGAGUUUCUUGAAGAUUUUGGUUCUGAUGUAAACAAGCUUUUGGAUGCCUAUGACGAGCAUCAAGCACUUCUAAAGGAGCAGGAUUCUUUAAAGCGGAGAGCAGAGAACGGAUCAGAGGAGCCGGAUGAAAAGAAAAUGCUCACAGACGACCCAACUUUGGCAUCAGCGCAGAUGAUGGACGGAGACAUGCAAGUCAAUCAGGCGGCGUACAACUACAACGCCUGGUAUCAGGUAGGUGGGUGCUUCGCUCCCUUCCUUCAGCGCCGCGUGCUGGUUUUCCCAGUGACGUUUCCGCGUGGCCCAGCGUCGGUCAGCGGGGAAGGUUUGGAGUGA
Molecule: messenger RNA, 2073 nt
Organism: Pelecanus crispus (Dalmatian pelican)
Lineage: Eukaryota; Metazoa; Chordata; Aves; Pelecaniformes; Pelecanidae
Source: RefSeq, a predicted model, not a curated record